Messenger RNA from Panicum virgatum (switchgrass), 1810 nucleotides. RefSeq names its product galactoside 2-alpha-L-fucosyltransferase-like. Gene Ontology annotation, molecular function: galactoside 2-alpha-L-fucosyltransferase activity. Gene Ontology annotation, cellular component: membrane; Golgi apparatus. The coding region runs from base 121 to 1779 and encodes 552 amino acids. The transcript has 2 exons. NCBI's taxonomy places the organism in Eukaryota, Viridiplantae, Streptophyta, Magnoliopsida, Poales, Poaceae. Gene Ontology annotation, biological process: cell wall biogenesis; xyloglucan biosynthetic process. The record is from RefSeq and is a predicted model, not a curated record.
UCCACUGCACUCUGCUCCCGUCGUACGCCAAGGCUUGGCUUCCCCGCCUCCAUUUGCGGCGCAGGCGAGUGGCCAGUGGGGCGGUCGAUCGAUCGACGGAGGAGCGGUCGAGAAGAGCCGAUGCGGCCGCCUCGAGCCCGGCCGACGCAGCCGGCGGCGGCGAGGAGCGCCGCGUGGCCCGUCGGCCUGCUCGUCGCGCUCUGCUUCACCACGCUGCCGCUCUUCCUCGCGCUCUCGCCGGGGCGGCCGUCCCUGCUCGACCUGUGGCAGCAGCUGGGCAUCAGAGUCACCGUGCACUACGGUACCACGCGCUCGUGCUCGCUCCGUACCCGGGACGUCCUCCUGGGCGGGCUGCUCUCGCCGGACGUCGACGAGGCCUCCUGCCGCAGCCGGUACCUCUCCUCGCUCCACCGCGCGCCGUCGCCGCACGCCCCGUCGCCGUACCUCGUCUCGCGGCUGCGCAAGUACGAGGCGCUCCACCGCCGGUGCGGCCCCGGCACGCCCUCCUACGACAAGUCCGUGCGGCAGCUCGCCUCCGCCCGCCACAGCAUGGGUCUCGCCGAGUGCCGCUACUUCGUGUGGACGCCGCCCGGGCCCGGCGGCGACAGCCACCACCUCGCCGACCGCGUGCUCUCCAUGGCGUCGGCUUUCCUCUACGCGCUCCUCACCCGCCGCGUCUUCCUCGUCGACAUGUCCGGGGACAUGGCGGGCCUCUUCUGCGAGCCCUUCCCGGGCGCGACGUGGGAGCUGCCCCCGGCCGCCGGCUUCCCCGCGCAGAACCUCACGCGCCUCCGCCGCGGCGGCGAGCGCAGCUACGGGAGCCUGCUGGCCUCCAGGAAGGUCGGCACCGAGGACCCCGCCGGCGUGCGGUCCGAGUCGCUGCCGUCGUACGCGUACCUCCACCUGGCGCGCGACUACCAGCUGCCGGACCAGCUCUUCUUCUGCGACGCCGACCAGACCGUGCUGGGGAAGGUCAACUUGCUGGUGCUGCGCUCCAACCUCUACUUCGCGCCGGGGCUUUUCCUCGUGCCGCAGUUCGAGGACGAGCUCCGGUGGAUGUUCCCGGCGCCGGACACGGUGUUCCACCACGUCGGGAGGUACCUCUUCCACCCGUCCAACGAGGUCUGGAAGAUCAUCGCGGGGUACUACGCGUCCUACAUGGCCAAGUUCGACGAGAGGAUUGGGAUUCAGAUCACGGCCCGCGACAGGAACCCCGUGCCGGCGGCGGAGGCGUACUUGAAGCAGGUGACGGCGUGCACGAGCCAGGAGAAGAUCCUACCGGAGAUCGACCCCGACGCGGCGUCGACCGACUACGAAGCGGCCGCGACGGCGAAGGCGGUGCUCGUCAGCUCGGCGCAGCCGGAGUACGCCGAGAGGCUCAGGUCCAUGUACUACGAGCACGCCACGGUGACCGGCGAGUCCGUCAGCGUGCUGCCGCAGCCGGGGGGCGCCGGAAAGCGACCGCAGAAUAACCAGAAGCUGCUGGUGGAGAUGUUCCUGCACAGCUACUGCAACGUGUCGGUGGUGAGCAGCUGGUCGACGGUGGGGUACGUCGGCCACGGGCUCGCCGGGGUGAGGCCGUGGCUGCUGCUGCCGCCGCCGCCGAGGAACCAAACGGUGGCCAACCCGCCCUGCGUCCGGGCGACGUCGAUGGAGCCGUGCUUCCACGCGCCGCCGAGCUAUGACUGCAGGGCCAAGAAGAACGGGGACCUCGGUGCCGUUCUCCGGUAUGUCAGACACUGCGAGGACGCGGACGAUGGCCUUAAAUUGUUUGAUUGAUUUUGAUCAGAUCAGAGCAAGUAACAGUAUC